This is a messenger RNA of Paramisgurnus dabryanus, 3129 nucleotides long. RefSeq names its product grainyhead-like transcription factor 2b (gene grhl2b). Gene Ontology annotation, biological process: regulation of transcription by RNA polymerase II; brain development; neural tube development. Lineage: Eukaryota; Metazoa; Chordata; Actinopteri; Cypriniformes; Cobitidae. Gene Ontology annotation, cellular component: nucleus. The record is from RefSeq and is a predicted model, not a curated record. Gene Ontology annotation, molecular function: DNA-binding transcription activator activity, RNA polymerase II-specific; RNA polymerase II cis-regulatory region sequence-specific DNA binding.
GGUGAGUAAAUGAUGACCAAAUUUUCUUUUUUGAAGAAACUAUCCCUUUAACAAUGUAUACAGUACUAGCAUUUGAAUUUUUUUUCAUUUUGUAUUAUUAUUAUUGUAAUGUACACCUAACAAACUUGGCUUCUUAUUUUGUUCUCUAACACAGUGAUAUUUGUAUAGUUUGAAGUUUAGCAUAAGUAAAACAAAACAUUUGCAAAAACUUUUUGUGGCUACUCUAUAAAUACAAGUGGCUGUCACCUAUCAACUGUCAGUAUUGAUUUGUUUGAUAUCUUCUGGCAUUGAUACAUCAGACAAAAGGUGCAGUGUGCAGGUUUGUUUGCAACAGUAUGCAAAAUAGAGCUUUUACAUGGAGCUUUAUCAGUUGGAUCACUUAUGUCGGUGUGCAUGUUGCUGUCUGCUGAUGUGCUGAUAUGUUGGUUUGUGUAUGUGUGUUGCAGUAAGAGGCUAGUGGUAGUUGUGCCCAAUGAGCCGUCCUUCCACUCGCGGCGGGCCUACACCAGCGAGGAUGAAGCAUGGAGGUCUUACCUGGAGAAUCCUCUCACUGCGGCCACCAAGGCCAUGAUGAGCAUCAAUGGAGAUGAGGACAGUGCAGCAGCUCUUGGGCUCCUCUAUGAGUACUACAAGGUGCCCAAAGAUAAAAGAGUAUUACCUAUUAGCAAAGUGGUUGAAAUUUCAGAAGAGCAAGAAAAGAGAAACACCACAGUAGGAAACAGCAGUCAAACAGAGCCGGAGACGGUAGAUAACCACGUCCAGGUGCUAAAAUCAGUACCGGUGAAUCUGUCGCUCAACACCGAUCACCAGGACAGUAAACGGGAACAGUACAUCACAGGCCAGGGGGAGAGCGGGACCGUUGCGGUGGUAAAAGCUGAAGUUUACACCCCUAUCCUCUUGGGUUCAGGGGUUCACUACAGAACCGAGGGGGAAGAACAAACGCGGGUCAUCUACGAGCAGGCCCACUCGUUCGACACGUCUGCUGUCUGCCAUGGUGGAUUUGGGAAGGACGAUCACCGCAGCAGUCCAGAUAGCACAUACGAAGAAGACAGCAAUGAAAAGUAUCGCCCAUCAUCUCUUGGAGCUGAUGACUUCAUAUACGACCAGACCGAUAUAGAUACGUUUCAGUACACACUAGAAGCUACCCGGUCAUUACGACAAAAACAAGGUGAGGGGCCUAUGACCUACCUGAACAAGGGCCAGUUUUACGCCAUUACACUGAAUGAGACCAGUGCCAAUAAACGUCUCCGACAUCCCAUCAGCAAAGUGAGGAGUGUCAUCAUGGUUGUGUUCAGCGAAGAUAAGAACCGCGAUGAGCAGCUCAAGUACUGGAAAUAUUGGCAUUCUCGCCAGCACACAGCUAAGCAGAGAGUUCUGGACAUUGCUGACUACAAAGAAAGCUUCAACACAAUCGGGAAUAUUGAAGAAAUCGCCUACAACGCCGUGUCUUUUACCUGGGAUGUGAAUGAGGAAGCAAAGAUCUUCAUCACAGUGAACUGUCUGAGCACAGAUUUCUCCUCUCAGAAGGGUGUGAAGGGUCUUCCUCUCAUGAUCCAGAUUGACACGUACAGCUACAACAACCGCAGUAACAAACCCCUACACAGAGCUUACUGUCAGAUCAAGGUCUUUUGUGAUAAGGGAGCGGAGAGGAAGAUCAGAGAUGAGGAGAGGAAACAGAACCGCAAGAAAACAAAAGGAAAGGAUGGAGGAGUUGGAGCAAUUACCCUUCAAAAAAAGUGUGACACCACCUUCUUUAAAAUGAUGAGUGAUCUGGACGCCCAGCCUGUUCUGUUUAUACCUGAUGUGCACUUUGGGAACCUGCAAAGAGCGGGCCAGGUAUUUGCCUUUAAUACUGAGGAAAUUGACAGAGAGGGAAGUGUCCUGGUGAAGAGAAUGUUCCGGUCAUCCGAAGAUGAAUUCAGUCCCCCUCCUCAUAAACAAUUUAAAGAAGAAAUACUCAAGAAAGUGCUUCUGUAUGUUAGAAAAGAGUCUGAUGAGGUGUUUGAUGCUCUAAUGUUGCGAACACCCACUCUCAAGGGACUGAUGGAUGCAAUUUCAGAGAAAUAUGGUGUGCCCAUCGACAGAAUGGCCAAGAUUUACAAGAAGAGCAAGAAAGGGAUCCUGGUGAACAUGGAUGACAAUAUCAUUGAGCAUUACUCUAAUGAAGACACGUUUAUCCUGAACAUUGAAAACUACGGUGAUGGAUACAAAAUCACAUUAACGGAAAUAUGAUCUUCAUCGCAUGCAUUUUACUGUACAGACUUAUUACUUGGACUGACUGUAGCCGUCAACAUGCAGUUAAAUUCACGUAGACCGACCGUCAGCUACAUCUGAUUCAAUAUGAUCUGCCAAUUCAUUUGAAAUCACUAAAAGUUGAUAUACCUCAUUCCUAAAAGACCUCAACAUGGAUUCGAGUAUGAAUAAUUCAUUGAGGGUUCAAAUGAUCCUGGAUCUGUCCAGUGGGAAAUAUGCUGAUGGAUGUUUGUCAUUAUCCUGCUGUGAAACGCAUCCAAAAUUCCUUAUGUACAGGAUACAAAUGCGGACUGAAUCACAUUUCAUGUAGUUUUGAAGAGUGUCCAGAAAUUCAAGUCAGAAUUUAUCCAAAAGGAGUGGAAUUUUAUUAGAGACAUUUGUAAGAGAGAUGCGGUAUUCACAUAAAAACUAAAGUUGCUCUGAUGUAUAUGAUACAUAAAGCAAGUGUUUCCAUUGGGAAUGUAAUGCUGAAUUACACUGUUACCUGUAGAGCUACUGAUCUGUGAAAGGGUCCAAUACUGUAAAUGUUUGUUUCUUUUUGUUUAACGUUAUUAUUAAUAUUAUUAUUUUUUUAACAUAGUAAAUAUCAUUUAGUUUCUGAGUGUCUGACAUAUUUCUGAUGUACAUACCACGUGUGCCAUUUCAAGUUUUUUAUGAUUAGGAAACAUGUUUGAAUAAUGCUGAACUGUAAUGCACCACAAUUUAUAAAAAGCAUUGGGCAUUUGUAGCCGAGAUUCAUUUCAGCCAUCUUUAUGGCCAAGAUAUUUGCAUUUUCCAUGUUUAUAAUUAUGUACUUCAUAUUCCAUGUCUUCCAAAAAGAAAUUAUGUAAAAGGGCACUUUGGAAAAUAAUAAUUUGUAAAUAAAUGUGUUUUUAU